Molecule: messenger RNA, 940 nt
Organism: Brachypodium distachyon (stiff brome)
Lineage: Eukaryota; Viridiplantae; Streptophyta; Magnoliopsida; Poales; Poaceae
Exons: 3
Coding region: 155-460 (101 amino acids)
Source: RefSeq, a predicted model, not a curated record
AUCACUCCCAACCAAACGAGCUGUUAAAAUAAGCAUCCUUCCACUCCACUCCGGGUGUGCUUGGAGCUCCUGCAACUUCGAGCGACGCGACUGGGGCUGCGUCUCCCUUUAAUCCCUUCCUACCAGGCUACCACUCCUUUUAAUUGGUACUGCCAUGGAGGCAAACACGGCCAGCCUCUCCAUCACCGUCGAGAAGAACCUGCCGGAGGCGCGCUUGCUUCAGCUCGGCAUCAAAUCCUGGCCCAAAUGGGGCUGCCCGCCGGGGAGGUUUCCUCUCAAGUUCGACGCUAGGCUGACGUGCUACCUCCUCAAGGGCAAGGUGAAGGCCUCCGUCAAGGGCUCCGAAUGCGUCGAGUUCGGCGCCGGCGACCUCGUCGUCUUCCCCAAGGGCCUCAGCUGUACCUGGGACGUCAUCAUCGCCGUCGACAAGCACUACAACUUCGAGGCCUCCCCAAAUUAACAACACGCCGCGCUUUCUCUUGAGCUUGUCACAGGCUCACAGCUUAAAUUUCCUCUCUCUCUUGGUUAAUUUAUCAACGCCUUAAGUUCUUCUCGACGUUAUCGAUAUGGCGUCGGUGACUAGUGAGUAGUGACUACGAUCUCCUGUAAAAACGCCUUAAGGCUGAUUUAGCUAGCCGGUUUUCAGAAGUUGCGACUCAAAAGAGGUCUCACAGGCUUCCUAGCUACCGGGGCAAUUCACACUCCAGGCGUGUAGUAAACCAGUACUGGAGUACAUUUCCAAGUGCAGUUGUGCAAAGAUGUCAAUUCUUUCUCCGACGGCCAGAACAGAACAGGAAUGCCGUUGCAGCAAAAUCAAUGGGAGAUGGACCAAAAGCUUGUCCUCGCUAUCUCGAGUCGUGACACCUGUGUGUAGUGCCUUUGAGCCUAAUUGUAGUGACUGUCUUUUUCACUCACUGAUGGCUUUUAGUAUUGCGCUUCU